UCCAUAUAACCUGUCUUAUAAUAUCACUAAAGUGCGAAAGCAAAUAUAAGUUUCAACAGUAUUUUAAAUGAAAAGCUUUCUAUAAUCGUUGAAAUUGUGACUGAAAGCUUGAUUAUAACCAGUAUUCAAGUAAUAAACAAUAUCACUUGAUUUAUACAUGUGGCUAUGAAGCUGUUUAAGCCAAUAUCAGUAUUGCGACAUGGCCGAAAACGCAGGGUGUCACGAGGAGUCAGCACAUGGUCCCCGCUGGCCACUGCCUUCAACACAAGACCAAACUCUCAGCCUAUCUUUGAUACUUUGAGGGAAAGAACAGGACUUUUUAACAAACCAGAACUAACAAGUUUUGAAGGUUUCUAUACAUUGAAGGAUCAGGCUAUUGCAUCAACGGACAGAUUGAUAGAGGAAGCAAUAUCUGGUCCCACGAGGCCUAUGGUGGAAGUGUUUGAUGAGCUGUCGGAUACAUUAUGCAAAGUAGCAGAUUUAGCUGAGUUUGUGAGGAUUGCUCAUCCACAACCGCACUUUGCGAGUGCUGCUGAAGACGCUUGUAUCAGUAUCAGUGGAGUUGUGGAAAAAUUAAACACGCACAAGGGUUUAUAUGAAGCGUUGCGUGAUUCAGUCAGACGUGGAACAUCUGGUGAUCAGCAUUUAGCCGAAUUGUUUUUAUUUGACUUUGAACAGAGUGGAAUACAGCUGGAGGAUGAGCCUCGCAAGCGAGUGGUGGCGCUCAACGACCUCAUACUGCAAACAGGGCAGCGCUUCAUGGCUGGUGCCGCUAAGCCACGACGUGUACCCAGAUCUGCUGUUCCGCAGAAUGUCAGGCAGUUUUUCAGCAGCGAAGGUGACAGUGUGAUUGUGAGUGGGGUGUAUGCGGAGUGCGGCGAAGCAGCAGCUCGUGAGGCUGCUUACCGCUUGUAUCUGGCGCCUGAGCCCUCGCAGGACCGUCUGUUGCACACCACAUUGACUGCCAGACAUGAGAUGGCCACUAUAUGCGGCUUCCAGAGCUAUGCGGACAGAGCAAUUAAAGCAAGUAUAAUGGAAAAUGCGGCUAAUGUACGUGAAUUCCUUGACAUACUGUCUGACAACUUGUAUGACAGAGCAAAGAUGGAUUUUGAUACUAUGUUAAGUAUGAAGAAGAAGGAAACUCCAUACCAAGACUCUCUGAUGUGUUGGGACACGCCAUACUACACUCACAAGGCGAAGACACAACUCCUCAAUGUAGCUAACUCGGAUUUCAGUCCAUAUUUCUCGCUGGGUGGAUGUAUGGAAGGGUUGAAUAUGCUAUGUCAAGAAUUGUAUGGGAUCACAUUGAAAUCUGAAGAGAUGCUGCCAGGCGAGUCGUGGUCCCCGGACGUAUACAAGCUGGCGGUGGUGCACGAGUCCGAGGGUCUGCUGGGGUACAUAUACUGUGACCUGUAUGAGAGGCCCGGCAAACCACACCAGGACUGCCACUUCACCAUACAAGGUGGAAAACUGCUGCCAGACGGCACUUACCAGAACCCAAUAGUGGUAAUAAUGUUAUCACUGAGCGGCGGACACCGGUGCGGGCCGGCGCUGCUGAGUGCGGGCGCUGUGGACAACCUGUUCCAUGAGGCGGGCCACGCGCUGCACUCCAUGCUGGGCAGGGCUCCGCACCAGCACGUGGCCGGCACGCGCUGCGCCACAGACCUCGCCGAGCUGCCCAGUGUACUGCUGGAGCACUUCGCCUCAGAGCCGCAGGUGGUGCGCCGCUUCGCACGUCACUUCCAAACCAGGGAGCCCAUGCCCGAGGACAUGCUGCAGCGGCUCUGCGCCUCCAAACAUCUGUUCGGCGCCAGCGAGAUGCAGCUGCAGGUAUUUUAUUCAGCACUAGACCAGAAGUAUCACGGUCCGGAGGCGGCGCUCGGUCGCUCCACAACAGACGUACUCAAACAAGUACAGAAACAGUACUACGGCUUGCCUUAUGUAGAAAACACGGCGUGGCAACAUCGCUUCAGCCAUCUGGUAGGUUACGGGGCGAAGUACUACUCGUACUUGAUCUCGCGCGCGGCGGCCUGGGGCGCCUGGAGCUCACAGUUUGCUUCACAACCGCUCAACAGGCGCGCCGGUGACGCCUUCCGACAUGGCGUGCUGAGACAUGGCGGGGCGAAGCCUCCACAAAAACUUCUACGAGACUACUUAGGAAUGGAGAUCACACCGAAAGCGCUUGCCACAGCACUGACAGAUGAACUCGACCACCACAAAGAUAACUUGGACAGGGUGUUCAGAAUAUCUGAGAAAUAAAUAUUCCUUCAUUUUCUGUCUAAUGGAAUAUAUAAACAUCAUGUAUAUAGAUGAAGAUUUUUAGACAUUUUUCAUUGUACAUGUACAUUUC
Messenger RNA from Papilio machaon (common yellow swallowtail), 2350 nucleotides. RefSeq names its product mitochondrial intermediate peptidase. Gene Ontology annotation, molecular function: metalloendopeptidase activity. NCBI's taxonomy places the organism in Eukaryota, Metazoa, Arthropoda, Insecta, Lepidoptera, Papilionidae. Bases 166 to 2259 code for a protein of 697 amino acids. The record is from RefSeq and is a predicted model, not a curated record. Gene Ontology annotation, biological process: peptide metabolic process. Gene Ontology annotation, cellular component: mitochondrion. The transcript has 11 exons.